Caenorhabditis elegans is the source of this 714-nucleotide messenger RNA. It is a transcript of the gene Y57G11C.51, whose product is annotated as DUF3362 domain-containing protein. Lineage: Eukaryota; Metazoa; Nematoda; Chromadorea; Rhabditida; Rhabditidae. The record is from RefSeq and is marked reviewed.
ACUGGUGGUUGCCCUCCCUUGAUUUUUCCUGCUAUAUUUUUGGAUUCAAAUUGUUUUUCCUAACAACGAACAAGAUGCGAUCCCAACCAGCCCAGCUUUACGAUCUGUCAAAGAGAGCCAUCGCCGCAAAGGAAUCGUACAAGAAGAUGUCUCCGAGCAAGAAAAAGGAGGAAAAUGCGAAAAGCAACGCCAACAGAGCUUCGAGGAAAGGAAGUGGGCCGAAGAAGGCCAAGCCUUCUGAUGCUGUGAAAAGGGCGAAGGAAGCCGAAAAACGAGAGAAGAAGAGGUUGAGCGACAAGAAACGAUGGGAGGAAUUAAAUGAUGCAGCGAAGGAGGUCGUUCGAGCUAAUGCACGAGAAGCGUCAGCAAGACGCAGGGCUGGUCGCGAUGCAGGCCUGUCAGCGAAUCCGAAACGCUCGCCACGAUGGUCUCCGCAACCGGACCCUUCCACGCCAUCAUCCUCCACAUCAUCCUCCACAUCAUCCUCGCCGUCGUCGUCAUCCACUCCACUUACCAGCACACAGAGACGCUCGCCACGAUUCCACGCCGCCCCUUGAUUGAUUGAUUGAUCUUUCCCCCAACUAACAUUUCAUACUUACCCCGCUAUCAUGUAAAAUAUUUAUUUCGCAUCCCUCCCCCUUGCCAUUAAUCUUAUAAAACAGGUGCCCCCUCUUGCAAUUUACCAUGUAAUUAUGAAUAAAUCAUCACUGUCUC